Messenger RNA from Mugil cephalus (flathead mullet), 5847 nucleotides. Its product is annotated as adenylate cyclase type 1-like. The record is from RefSeq and is a predicted model, not a curated record. The coding region runs from base 584 to 4090 and encodes 1168 amino acids. Gene Ontology annotation, molecular function: adenylate cyclase activity. Gene Ontology annotation, biological process: intracellular signal transduction; adenylate cyclase-activating G protein-coupled receptor signaling pathway; cAMP biosynthetic process. The transcript has 20 exons. Gene Ontology annotation, cellular component: plasma membrane. NCBI's taxonomy places the organism in Eukaryota, Metazoa, Chordata, Actinopteri, Mugiliformes, Mugilidae.
ACGCAGAGGAAGCAAGGGCUCAAAUGAAUCAGUAAAUUAGAUUGCUUUAAUGAUGGAAACAUGUGCAGGUGGGAAUAAAGGAGACACUUCCAUUAUGAAUAAUGCAUGCCCUGUUCUGUCAGACUGACGGGCUCUGGAGCAGCACUAGUCAAAUCGUCUUGGCUGUGUGUGUUGAGUAGCUGAGACCUGUCUUAUCUUCACCUCAUAAUGCGCAGGCGUGAUCCUAUCUGAGCCUCGCAGGAAAAAAAAAAAAAAAAAAAAAAAAGCUGUUAUCAUCAGAACUAGGCGUCGUGUUCGCGCCGCUCUUCAUGUGGCGCUCAAUGCUAAGAUUUUUGGAUAUUUUGCAGAUCGUCUUCAAAGACAGCGGGGAAAUGAAGGUUUGCUCGCAGGCUGAUCUUUCCGAACAACACAGUCCAACCUGUGGAUAGUGCGGAGCGCGUCUGUGGCCACCGGCCAGUCUCCGCUAUCUGGGACGCUCUGCCGUCAGCCUGCUGUGCGCGUCUUUUUGCCGUUGGCUCCGGUCUGUGUCGGCGUGGGCAUCCGGUGUUCCGUUCGAGCCAAGCCGUGAGCAGGUAUUCAGUUUAUGAAUGGCACUGACAUGGAGGAAAUACCGUUUCAGAAAGUCAAAACCAGGCGGAAGAGAAGUCACUGUCCACCGGGCGUCCCUUUGACCACCAUCGUGUGCGAGGACGAGUUCGACUGCAAGGAACUCGAGUCCCUCUUCCAGAACUACAACCUGAAGCUGGAGCAGACGUCCACCCUCAAAGCCCUGGCCGUGCUCAUCUUCAUGUCCUCGACGCUGGCCGUGGUGGAGUUGCUGUCCGGCCCCAGCCUCACCAUCUCCAAGGGGUCCCAUCCGGUCCACUGUGUCAUCUUCGUGUCCCUGUUCAUCGUAACUAAUGUCAAGUACCUGCAAGUGACUCAGCUUCAACAGAUUGUCAACCUGACGCUGCUCUUCGGCUUCACUUUCUCCUUCCUCUGCUGCCCCUUCUCCCUGGGCGCGAUGGGCAUGGAGCCCCCGACGUCCCCCGAGCAGGGCAUGUGGCAGCUCAUCCUGGUCACCUUCGUCGCCUACGCGCUGCUACCUGUUCGGACGCUCUUGGCCGUUUUGUUGGGAAUAUUGGUGUCCAUCUCGCAUUUGAUUGUGACCGCCACCUCUGUCACGGUGAAAACCCAGAAACUCUGGAGAACGUUGGUUGCCAACACCGUGCUGUUCACCAGUGUCAACCUGUCGGGGCUGUUUGUGCGCAUCCUGACGGAACGAGCCCAGAGGAAGGCCUUCCUGCAGGCUCGCAACUGCAUCGAAGAGAGGCUCCGUAUGGAGGACGAGAACGAGAAACAGGAGCGCCUGCUAAUGAGUCUGUUGCCCAGGAACGUAGCUAUGGAGAUGAAAGAGGAUUUCCUGAAGCCCCCAGAAAGGAUCUUUCACAAAAUCUACAUCCAGCGCCAUGACAAUGUCAGCAUCCUGUUUGCAGAUAUAGUCGGUUUCACCAGCCUGGCCUCCCAGUGCACGGCCCAGGAACUGGUUAAACUGCUAAAUGAGCUGUUUGGAAAGUUUGAUGAGCUCGCCACGGAGAAUCACUGUCGAAGGAUCAAGAUCUUGGGGGAUUGCUACUACUGUGUGUCUGGACUGACCCAACCCAAGACAGACCAUGCACACUGCUGCGUAGAGAUGGGUCUGGACAUGAUUGACACCAUAACGUCAGUAGCAGAGGCCACAGAGGUCAACCUGAACAUGCGCGUGGGCUUGCAUACGGGUCGGGUGCUGUGUGGGGUGCUGGGCCUCAGGAAAUGGCAAUAUGAUGUGUGGUCCAAUGACGUGACCCUUGCCAAUGUGAUGGAGGCUGGAGGACUACCUGGGAAAGUUCACAUCACCAGAUCUACGCUCGAGUGCCUAAACGGAGACUAUGAGGUGGAGCCUGGAAACGGUCAUGAAAGGAACGCCUUCCUCCAAAAACACGAAAUAGAAACCUUCUUUAUAGUGCCAUCUCACCGACGGAAGAUAUUCCCAGGAUUGAUUCUUUCGGAUAUAAAGCCCGCCAAAAAGAUGAAGUUCAAAACUGUGUGCUACUUACUAGUCCAGCUUAUGCACUGCAGGAAGAUGUUCAAGGCUGAGAUUCCCUUCUCCAAUGUCAUGAACUGCGAGGACGGUGAUAAGCGGAGAGCCAUGCGAACGGCUCCACAGAAACUGAGGAACCGUCCCAACGCUAACCAGGCCACCGUAAUCCAGAGCAGCCCCAGAACCCGGGUCAACCGCUACAUCGGUCGGCUAAUCGAGGCCCGCCAGACCGAGUCGGACACGGCAGACCUCAACUUCCUCACGCUCAUGUAUAAGUGCUCUGAGCGCGAGCAGAGGUACCACCAGGUUCCUGAUGAGUACUUCACCAGCGCAGUGGUCCUCUCCCUGAUCCUUGCUGCCUUGUUUGGCCUUGUGUAUCUUCUCAUCAUACCACAGGGCACAGUGGUUCUAGUCCUUCUCGUCUUCUGCAUCUGUUUCCUAGUGGCUUGUAUCAUGUACCUGCAUAUCACUAGAAUACAGUGUUUUCCAGGGUGCCUGACCAUUCAGAUCCGCACUGCUCUCUGUAUUCUCAUAGUGCUCUUAAUCUACGCUGUGGCCCAGGCCUGUGUGGUGGGCUGCAUGCCCUGGCUGUGGGGAAGUGCCAACACAAACAGCUCCAUCGUCAUUAUUGAUGUGGACAGCGGCGCCAACCACACCAUGGCAGAGCUUCCCUGCGACGGCGCCCGCUACGCCUUUCUGUCCUGUGUGGUGGGCACGCUCACCCUGGCGCUCUUCCUGCGCAUCUCCUGGCUGCCAAAGAUGGCGCUAAUGCUUCUUCUGGGGGUGCUGUAUGUCACCGUGCUGGAGCUCAGUGGCUUUCGCAAGACUGCAGGUGGGGGGUCCUUCCACGUCCGGGGCUACGAGCCCAUCCUGUCUCUGUUGCUCUUCGUCAGUGCCCUGGCCCUGCACUCCAGGCAACUUGACCUCAAACUGCGCUUGGACUUCCUCUGGGCUGUGCAGGCGGAAGAGGAAAGGGACGGCAUGGAGAAAGUAAAGCUGGACAACAGGAGGAUCCUCUUCAAUCUCCUGCCUGCACACGUGGCUCAACACUUCUUAAUGUCAAACCCCAGAAACAUGGUGAGCCACGCUAAUACACAGGCAGGCAGACAAACAGACAAACAGGAUCUGUACUAUCAGUCCUACGCACAAGUCGGCGUCCUGUUUGCCUCCAUCCCAAACUUUAAUGAUUUCUACAUCGAGCUGGACGGCAACAACAUGGGAGUGGAGUGCCUGAGACUGCUGAAUGAGAUCAUAGCUGACUUUGAUGAGCUCAUGGAUAAAGAGUGCUACAAAGACAUAGAGAAGAUCAAAACCAUUGGAAGUACGUACAUGGCAGCUGUGGGACUCGUCCCCACCAUCGGCACCAAGGCCAAAAAGUCCGUUUACGACCACCUGAGCACAAUAGCAGACUACGCCAUCGAAAUGUUUGACGUUUUGGAUGAAAUCAACUACCAGUCGUACAACGAGUUUGUCCUGAGAGUGGGUAUCAAUGUGGGUCCAGUGGUUGCUGGCGUGAUCGGGGCGCGGCGACCUCAGUAUGACAUCUGGGGAAACACAGUGAAUGUGGCCAGUCGCAUGGACAGCACUGGAGUACCCGGAAAAAUACAGGUGACUGAGGAGGUUUAUCGGCUUCUGAACACAAACUACGACCUGGUCUGCCGCGGCAAGGUCAGCGUCAAAGGUAAAGGUGAGAUGCUGACCUACUUCCUGGAAGGGAAGGUCCAAGGCGUGGGCACCGUGACCACUUCCUCCGUGAUGCGUUCUGUCAGCCUGGCGCGCCGGAUCCACUCUUGCGGCAAGACCAGCGUCCCGGCCAAUCUGGGCAGCGUCUCCUCUGGUGCCAGCCUGACUGCUCAUGCCAGCAUGGGCAGCAACAUUCAGAUGAGCGCUGCCAACAGCAGCAACAGCCCGGCGACAUGCCUGCCCUCGUCCUUCGUGCCCGUGGUGGGUGAGGAGGACGAGGAGGAGGACAUAGAGAUGACAAAGAUCGAAAUUGAGGCCGUGGCAGCUGUUGCAGACGUAGCGGUGUAGGAAGAAAGACUGUUAUUUAAAACACAGUGAGAAAACCGAGGUAGGACGCCAAGAGGAGUCAGAGGAAGGCGUCCAGGUAUCUUCUGUGAAUCCUGAGCUACUGGCGCAACCCAAGAUAUGCUCUAUUCAGGAUAUGAACAUCCAGAGAUAUGAAGUGUUUCGGACAAUCAUACUUGCUUUUAGAGAUUUUUAACCGCGCGAAGAGACAGGUUCCCGGAAAUCCUCUUUUAACAUCUAUAACAGAUGAUUAGAUUUGUGGUUUGUUCUUGGGUUCCCUCAGAUCCAGGUAUUAUGUGCAUCUUUGUUUUAUAUGUAGCACAUGCUCCAUGUAUCGGGGAUGUGUGCAUUGAUCUUUCUGAUUAUGCCAAGGAUACAUUGCAUUAUUUACGUCGUAAAAACAGUGAUGUUUCUUUCCGGUGUAUGUAAGCAUGCAUGUGUGUACUUGUGGGCGUGUGUAUGCAUGUGUGGUCAACAAAACGGCACAAAGUCAUUUUUUUUAUACGCGGCGCUCACUGGAUGAAGUAGGCUUUUUAUGAUGCAUAUUUACAGCUAAUAGUGCAUGACUUUAUAAGAGUUGACAGCCAUAGUAAUGAUGCUCCUAAAGAAAGAAAACCAAAGUAUUAAGUUAUCCAUACAGCUUGAUUUUUGCUACUUAUAUUGCCUCGCCAUACAAGAGAAAAGUGUUGCAGUAUACUGCUCAUAUUUAGCAUAUCUUUAGCCUAAUAGCAUAAUUGCCUUAAAGCCAUAAUUGAAUGUUUUCGGACAGCAAGGAAAAACACAAUUUUUAGGAAGCACGUUGGUAUUUUUAUUGACAUUGUAGUAGUCAAUAAAAAAAUGACUUAGGGUUAGGGUUACAGUUAGGGUUAAGGUUGGCAAUUAUGCUAUCAAGCUAAAUCGAAAUAUCUGACUUUGGCCAUAUAUCACCCAUAGGCUGAAAAAAGGUUGAAGACGCAAAUAAGGUUUCCUGAAUACCUGAUGUUCUUACAUCGCCCAGAUUCACGGCAGUUUAAAGUAAUGCAAAGAAUACACAAAACUAGUGGCAGCUUUGACAGUGAGGAGUCAAUAACACUCAAUAAAAGGGAAAGGUGUGUGCCGCUAUGGAAACUGCCAAAACUGGACCAAUCACAAAGUAUUAAAGAACAACACAAAGAACACAUCCAAAUGAGAUAAAGAUGGCGUUCAUCCACACAGGCAAGGGUACAUGCAUACUAUUAAUUAUGAUAACAAUAAUAAUAAUAAUAAAAAAGCACAAAACUUCCACAAAUGCAUGUCCUUUAGGUGUUUAUAAUGCUCCAUGUACUGUAUAUUCAGACUUUAUGUUGAAGCCACAGAAUUUUCGGUGCCCUGUCCGGCUGCCAUCAUCCUUCAGGCAUAGACUGUACAUUACUGCAUUUCCUCAUAUCGAAGCUACACUUUGAGUUGUCCUCAGACGUUAGAAGCUUUAGCCCACUCUCUCGGUUACAGUCUCAGAAAUAUAUAUAUAUAUAUAGAGUAUAUGCUUAUAUCUUUAUAGCCCGUAUCUUUAUCAGCGCGUAGAACUUUAACUCGAUCUGCAAAAGUGUAAAUACAUCAUGUCUUUGCCUUACUCAAUAAGCUUACAGUGAUUGCAACCUGCCUUUUUAGAUAUAUUCACUUUGAUAUGCAGAUCAUACUUUUUUUGUAAAUAGCCAAAAGCUGUAAACUAUGUUGUAUCUUGUACAGUGUAAAGUUGGGUUAUUGAAUAUUUUGUAAUAAAGACAAUAUUGGUGUAUAAAAUA